Messenger RNA from Clarias gariepinus (North African catfish), 970 nucleotides. Its product is annotated as deleted in malignant brain tumors 1 protein-like. The record is from RefSeq and is a predicted model, not a curated record. The coding region runs from base 1 to 915 and encodes 304 amino acids. Gene Ontology annotation, cellular component: membrane. The transcript is spliced from 5 exons. Lineage: Eukaryota; Metazoa; Chordata; Actinopteri; Siluriformes; Clariidae.
AUGGUGAAGAUGCUGGUGUUAUUUGCUCAGGGAAGUGAACCAACCUGGCUGGAUGAUGUUCAGUGUACUGGAACUGAGAGCUCCAUAGAUCAGUGCUCACACAGAGGAUUUGGAAAUGAGAACUGUGGAUAUCAUGAAGAUGCUGGAGUCAUGUGCUCAAAUUUACAGAGUCCCACACUGACUCAGAUCUCCCCAAACUCUGUGGUCUCACCUGGAGAAGUCCUUAAGUUCAGAUGUUCCAAACCCAGACCAACAUGCAUCUCUGUAGACUUCAGUUUAUAUAAAACUGGGACAUUAAUAAAGACGCAAACUGCAGAGACUACAACAACAUUUACUCUGACUGUAGAUGAAUCAUACCAGGGCCAGUACACCUGUGACUACUCAUACAGGGAAAGUAACUCCACAUCAUCCAGGAGCAGCUCCAUUACUAUCACUGUGGUAACCUUACAGCAGCCCAGUAUCUCUGUCAGUGCUGGUGGUGGAUGGUUCUAUUGCAAGACUGACGGACCAGAAGUUACAAGAGGCUACAGCUUCUCCAUCAUCUGCUCCACUGAACCUCAGUAUCCAGGAGGUUCCUUCCACUUAAAGCUCAGUGGAUCCAACAUCACCAGGACUCAGUCAGCUGUUUACCACUCAGCUGUCUUUCUUUUUCCUGAGGCAGAUUUUGUCCAUCAGGGAAACUACAGCUGUACUUAUGAAGUGAAGGUGUUUUUACGCACCUUUAGCUCCACUGCCACUGAACCCGUAUUCAUCACUGUAAAAGCAUCUCCAACUCCCUACAUUGGUGCUGGAGUGACAGCAGGACUGCUUCUCAUCUUAGUUCUAAUCAUCAUUUGCAUUUUGAAGACACGGAAAAGACGGAAAUAUCAGGUGCACGACAAGGAACAGUUUUUCCAAAACAGUAAAUUUAAGUAAGCAAAUUAAUGCCACAAUAAUGUAAAAUUCUUGAUUCAAGAAUUUUUUUUAUAGC